Danio rerio (zebrafish) is the source of this 1548-nucleotide messenger RNA. It is a transcript of the gene rxylt1, whose product is annotated as ribitol xylosyltransferase 1. Gene Ontology annotation, cellular component: Golgi membrane. NCBI's taxonomy places the organism in Eukaryota, Metazoa, Chordata, Actinopteri, Cypriniformes, Danionidae. Gene Ontology annotation, molecular function: ribitol beta-1,4-xylosyltransferase activity. The record is from RefSeq and is marked provisional. Gene Ontology annotation, biological process: protein O-linked glycosylation via mannose.
AUAAAGAUUCGAUUUGCAAGCAGAAAGGAGUGAAUUGGACGUCUCACAUACUGGUCGGGAUCUGCAAGAUGGUCACCUGAAAAUCCAACAUGAGAUUUUUUCGCCGGAAAAUAGCGAUUAUAGUUAUUUUGGCGUACGCGAUAUUUUCGCUUUACGCAGCAUAUAAUGUGUUUUUCAGCAAGAGGGUGAUUUCUCGCGUUCACCGAGUGGUGAAAAAGGGCUCUGUGAUCAUCGAAACGGGAAAGGCAGGAGAGAAAGAAUGGAACCCAUGGGAGGAGGAUGAACGCGCUCAUUCUGUGGUUGUGCAGAAGCGGAGAGAUGCCUUUAGAUUAUACAGAGACCAGGCUGCUAAAAACAGGCCGAAAACAUAUAAAGUUCAGAUCUGGGGCAAAGCAGCCAUAGGACUUUAUCUGUGGGAACAUAUUUUAGAAGGGUCUCUCAACCCGUCGGACAAAUCCAGCCAAUGGAGAGAAGGAGAGAUACAGUCUGGGAAGAUUCAUUUCAGUUUCUACACUGGUCCCGCAGUGGUCCAAGGGCAUGUUCCUCCUGACACAGACAGUGUGGUGUUGGUUUUGAACGGCCGCGAGCAGCAGAAGAUCUCCUACUCUGUCCAGUGGCUGCAGCACGUCCAGAGUCUGAUUCAGGCCCGCACCAUCUCUCGGGUCGCUGUCGUCCUAUUGGGCAACGAGCAGUGCAAUAACAACUGGAUCAGUCCUUAUCUGAAGAGAAAUGGUGGGUUUGUGGACCUGCUCUUUCUGGUGUACGACAGUCCUUGGGUCAAUGAUAAAGACAUCUUCCAGUGGCCUCUGGGUGUUGCCACAUACAGGCAUUUCCCAGUAGUCACACUUAGCAGUCAGAUGGUGAAAAAGGACAGGCCAUACCUGUGCAACUUUCUUGGCACUAUCUACAAAAACUCCUCCAGGGAAUCUCUGAUGAACCUCCUAAAGCAGAACAACAUGGAGAAAGACUGCCUCAUGCAUGCUAGAGAGAAGUGGCUUCCUCAAGAGACGUCCGACACCUCCAGACAGUACCAGAUGGCAUUAGCUCAGAGUGACCUGACUCUUUGCCCGGUGGGAGUGAACAGCGAAUGCUACCGCAUCUAUGAAGCCUGUGCGUAUGGCUCUGUGCCCGUGGUGGAGGACGUCCUGACUCCGGGAGCCUGCGCUGUUGGGAACCGGUCCCCACUGCGGCUGCUUAAAGAUGCUGGAGCUCCCUUCAUCUUCCUUAAAGACUGGAAAGAGCUGCCGGUUAUCCUGGAAAGAGAGAGAGCAAUGAGCCAGAAGGAGAAAACAGAGAGGAGGAUGAGAUUGCUAGAGUGGUACAGCAGCUUCCGGCAGCAGAUGAAAGACAGAUUCACUGAGGUUUUGGAGGAGAACUUCUUCAAAAUCACAUAGGAAGAGGUGGGAGAACGUUAAAGGGGUAGUUCAGAUGAAAAUGAUGAGUUUGUUUUAAUUUACUCAUCCUCAAGCCAGCAAGAUCAAUGGAUUUCAUACUUGCAUUUGAUUAAAUUUACUUGAAAUGUUAAGGUAAAUCUUGUGUGAGUCAUGA